Rattus norvegicus (Norway rat) is the source of this 1674-nucleotide messenger RNA. It is a transcript of the gene Spetex2dl2, whose product is annotated as Spetex-2D protein like 2. The record is from RefSeq and is a predicted model, not a curated record. NCBI's taxonomy places the organism in Eukaryota, Metazoa, Chordata, Mammalia, Rodentia, Muridae.
AUGGCGCUCAAGCUGUUCAGUGAUACGAGAUUAUCUCCACCCACCACCCUACAGCACGGCUUUGCUGUAGAGAACUCUGACCACAGUUCUGCACAGCACGUGUUUCAAAGCGUCUUCAGACACGGUUCUGGGGGACCCGGGAGUGGCGUGAGUCUGUCUGUCCAUCUGUAUGUGGGGCUCGGGCCUAGCUCGUCCAGAGAACUGUACCUCACGCAUGCCUCACGCGCACCCCUCACCUACUCGGGUGGGCGUCGUGGGUCCUCCAGUCCCCCUGCGGGGGCCGAGCGCUGCCGCCCAUUGGCUGAAGCCCACCACGAGGCCAGCCCCGCACAGUCAUCCCCGGGGGCGCGCCGCCCACGCCUCAGUGACUCAGUGACUCUCGCCACGCUCGCUUCCCGACUCCAUUGUCUCCGAGGCCCUUGGCUCUCCUUCCACUGCCUCCGCGACAUUUUGCCCGUUGGUGGCCAGGCCGCCACUCCGCAGCUGCCCCGAGUAGCUGCUAGCCGCGUGGCUUCUGUGCCAUCUUCGGGUUUUUUUCCAGGGGAACUCCGGCUGCCAUCAUGGCUGGAUGUCGAAUUGCCAAUACUUCAAUCCGAACAUGAGAGGAGAAUGAUGUCUAUGCAAAUGAUGACCAACUCAAUAAGUGAUGCCAUGGAGAGGUACAAGGAGCUCAUACAAGCGAACAGUUCCUACCGCAUCAGGCACUCCCAGCUCCUGCGUGAACAAGCUCAAUUGAAGAACAAAAUACAGAUUUUGCUGAAUGAGAAGAGAGAACUGCUGGUGGAGCAGACUGAACUCCCAGCAUCCUCUGUGGAGGCAAAGAGGUUCUGUGAAGAGACCGGAAUGAACAUCUGUGUCCCCAGUGCCAAGCAACAGCAGGUCUGAAAUUCUCCAGCAGAAACUCAAACAUGACAUAGACCAGGACAAGAUCUCCCUUGGUGAGAAGUGGUACAGGAGGAGCGCUAAGUGUGCACAGCAAAUACACCACUAUUGCAUCUCAUCUGUAAUGUCCAUAGCAAUUGUGGACUGCAUUUUCCUCCUUUAGUUUGAUUUCUUUGGAUUGAACAGGCUGUACUUUCACCUCGCCUCUCUCCAGCAAGUGUACAGUUUUGGAGGGACCCAGAGAAGUGCUGAUGCACAUCAAUCAAGAGCUGCCGGUCAUCCAGAAAGACUGUGCACGUGUAAAUUUGUACUUGUCCUGAUGGGUCAUCCAAAAGGGUUUCAUGGAGAUCAGUUCACAACAUUGGAAAGACUUUGGGACAAAGACUGUGAUGUAUUUUAUACUCGGUAUUGGAUGGUCUUGUCCUUCAUACCCCACUCCAAUAGAAGAGACCUCCUUACAUUCCGCUUGAAAAGAUUAUUACCAUCAGUAACUGCUUGUCUAUUAUGUUCCAAGGCCAACUACGGGGUAUAAAUCUGUUCUGCAGAAUGAAUAGCAAAAGAAUGUUUAGCACAAUUCCUCUGUUUAGAUUUUGGUUUCAGUUUUGAUUAUUUUGGUUCUUUGGUUUUUCUUGUAUUCAUUUGAAAGUUUGUUAUUUAUUUGUUUUUGUUUUAUUCUUACAGUUGAUUAGCUAUUUUGAUAAGGAUAUAGACUGUAUAUAUUGACUACCCACAUCUGGUUACUAUUGAGUAAACUGGAUGUAUUCUUUUAAAUAAAACAGUGAUCUCAAACUC